Haplochromis burtoni (Burton's mouthbrooder) is the source of this 6496-nucleotide messenger RNA. Its product is annotated as serine/threonine-protein kinase 4. NCBI's taxonomy places the organism in Eukaryota, Metazoa, Chordata, Actinopteri, Cichliformes, Cichlidae. Gene Ontology annotation, cellular component: cytoplasm. Gene Ontology annotation, molecular function: protein serine/threonine kinase activity; ATP binding. Bases 429 to 1940 code for a protein of 503 amino acids. The transcript is spliced from 11 exons. Gene Ontology annotation, biological process: intracellular signal transduction; regulation of MAPK cascade; protein phosphorylation. The record is from RefSeq and is a predicted model, not a curated record.
UCUUUGUUUGCACCGCCUUCUACUACACUUCCUGGUUUUUUCAGGUGGAUGUCACAGCGGCUGCCAAACGGUCUGUCAAACAAGUCUAAAGUUGGAGGACGGGAGAGGAGGAUGAAUUCAGUGAUGAGAAUACGGCAGCUGGAAGAAACGCGCGGUGUGUGUGGAGCCUGUAUUGCAGAAUGAUGACCGGACGUUGUAUUUUUGGCGGAUAUCAGGCAGCAGCGGCGGCAGCGGGGAGGCUGCUGUGAGGCGGAGGAGCGGGCUAAGUGUCCCUCUAGCUGCUGCUAGCCAGUUAGCGAGCGAGUUAGCAUUAAGCGGUCUGCUACUGUUAGCAUCGAGUGUCUGCUUUGAAACGUUGGCCAGCUCCCCCCGAGUUUGACUGCAGGCCAGAAGAUCCAGAAGAGUCUGGCUCUCCUGAAGAGGAUAUCAUGGACUACAAGGACAAAGUACAGAUGAGGCAUAACCCUCGCAGACAGCUGAAGAAGCUGAGCGAGGACAGUCUCACCAAGCAGCCAGAGGAAGUCUUUGAUGUCUUGGAGAAGCUGGGUGAAGGGUCUUACGGCUGCGUAUUUAAGGCUCAUUAUAAAGAAACUGGGGAGAUCGUAGCCAUCAAACAAGUUCCUGUGGAGUCUGAUCUGCAAGAGAUCAUCAAGGAGAUCUCCAUCAUGCAGCAGUGUAACAGUCCCCACGUGGUGCGCUACUACGGCAGCUACUUCAAAAACACAGACCUGUGGAUCGUCAUGGAAUAUUGUGGCGCUGGGUCCGUAUCGGAUAUCAUCCGAAUACGUAACAAGACGCUCAAAGAAGAGGAGAUAGUCACCAUCCUUCAGUCCACUCUGAAAGGUCUGGAGUAUCUUCACUUCAUGAGGAAGAUCCACAGAGACAUCAAAGCAGGCAACAUCCUGCUGAACUCGGAGGGUCAGGCCAAACUGGCCGACUUUGGAGUUGCUGGACAGCUCACAGACACGAUGGCGAAACGAAACACUGUCAUCGGCACGCCGUUCUGGAUGGCUCCAGAAGUCAUACAGGAGAUCGGAUAUAACUGUGUGGCAGAUAUCUGGUCUCUGGGAAUAACGGCUAUAGAAAUGGCUGAGGGCAAGCCACCCUACGCGGACAUACACCCAAUGAGGGCCAUCUUCAUGAUUCCCACAAACCCUCCACCAACCUUUCGGAACCCGGAUCUGUGGUCUCCGGGCUUCCGGGACUUUGUCAGCCAGUGUUUAGUGAAGAACCCAGAAAACAGAGCUACGGCCACACAGCUGUUACAGCAUCCGUUUAUUAAAUCGGCCAAGCCCAAUUCCAUCCUCAGAGCUUUGAUCACAGACGCCAUGGAGAUCAAACUGAAGAGACAGGAGGAAGAACAAAGAGAGCAGGAUGCAGACGACGAUGAGAAUUCGGAUGAAGAUGAGGUUGACCAGGGGACGAUGGUUCGGGCAGGUACGGGUGACUCGGGAACCAUCCGGGCUGCCGGUUCUUUAGGAAGUUCUCUUGGAAGCACCGCAGGAACAAUGAUUGAACACGAUGACAUGGGAACCUUGCAGUCACAGCUGGGCACCAUGGUCAUCAACUCUAAUGAUGACGAGGACGAUGAUGAUGACGAAGAUGCUGGCACUAUGAAAAGGCGAGAUGAGACCAUGCAGCCUGCCAAGCCUGCCAAGCCGUCCUUCCUGGAGUACUUUGAGCAGAAGGAGAAGGAGGCGAACAUUCAUAAUGACGGAGGAGGAAAAGGACAAAACAACGCCGAUAACCGCAAACUGCCCGGAGAAGGAGAUCUUGAAGUGGUAAGCACGUGGUCGGUGGAGGAUCUGCGGCUGAAGCUCGCCUCUCUGGACCCUCAGAUGGAGCAGGAGAUCGAGGAGAUCCGCCAGCGCUACCAGGCCAAGAGGCAGCCCAUCCUCGACGCCAUCGAGGCCAAAAAACGAAGGCAGCCGAACUUCUGAGAAGUUCUGAAGGAUUUCUCUCACGUUUCCCGCAGCAGUUUGGAGGAACGUCACCGAGGCUGCUGGAGUUUCUGCGUGAUGUGACGUUUGGGGAGUGAGGAUUAUCGGUUUGACGUCUGCCUGCUGAGUUUUUGGACCUUUGUCUAAGAAAAACUGUAGAAAAGCUGUUCAGCUGAAUAUCAUUGACAUUUAUUUUUGUCUGCUUGAGAUCCAUGAUCCUUCUGUUUGUGGCAUUUCUUUUCAUUUCAGUAUCAUCAGCAGCAGUUUUGGACUCGAGUUUCUUUCUGCUUAUUUCAAGCUUGCACACAGUUGCUUUAAGGAGGUGAACAGGUGAACGUACCUGGAGACCGUCAGGUCCUGUCUGUAAUCAUGUGGUACAUCAUCAUUUGAACUGCUGACUGUUAAACUUCGGUACUCGUCUGUUACUUAACUUCUUGCCAUCAUUGUUGGUGAAGCUGCUGAGCUUUUCUAGGUUUCUGCAUCUGACAGCGAGGUGUUUUAUAGAACAGGAUGAAUCUUCAUUCUUGAAAAAUGCACAAAAAGGUAACAUGGACAGUGGAUAAAACUGGGUUCUGUCGGCACGUCUGCUUUUCCAAAGAUCUCUAAAAGACAACAAAUCAUUGAAUUUGAAUUCACAGCUAAAAGCAGAGGAGAUAACCAGUUUUUCUCCUCUUCCACUCGACUGGUCAUCUGAGAGAUGCUGCACAUAUUCUGUGUUUCCACACAGUUUGCUCUGAACUCCAAAGCUAAGGUUUCUUUCAAAGCUGCUUGAGGAAACUCUCUAAUCUGGUACAUGUCCCUGCGUUUCUGUUUUCUACAUUUCAUAACUUGGUGUUACAUUGAAGUCCUACUCAUUAUAUCGGACUUUGUGUUUGUGCCGGGGACCAAACUGUUACUAGAUCUUUUCUUUUGUCUUUGAUCUUCUGUGGGCUGAAGCACAUUUCUCUCACUCCUGCAGCUGCAGCAUGAAGCCAGCCUGCAGAAUUACUUCAGUAAAGAAGACAGAAAAAUGGGAUCAGUUAGUGCAGAGUGUGGUUCGUGAACCAGACGUAUUCUUUGCUUUGUAGAGCACAUCAUUUCACUUUUUUCCAGUUUUAUAUAUUUAUAAGAUUAUGCGAUCGUCAUCUCAGCUCUUGGGCCAGUUAAUGAGGAGUGUUUACAGUUCACAGGUGAUGAUUCUGCUCUCUGAUUGGUUUGUUCGGUUGGGUUUCGGUUGUCUGUCGGCUUGUGGGUCAGAAGAUGAAUCUGACAUGUUGAGAUGAUCAAAAAGAAAAGAAAAAAGAAAUCUGGCUACAUGAAAUUACAAAUCUGUAGAACUAUGUCAAUAUUUAGUAAAUGUUUCUAACACACUGUAAAUUAGGAGUUAAAAGACAUUUUCAAGUGUUUCCAGUUUGUGUCGACAUUCAUAACUCCAGUAUUACAGUACGUCAUCAGUAUCCUGUCAUUACAGCACAGGAGGAGUUAUUGUUGUCGACAUGCAGACUAAAUGAAGUGCCCUUUUUAUUUUUUUAUACGUUUCCUUUGUUUGAGUGGGUCUCUGAGUGUAGCGCGGGCACAGUGGCCGCCUGGCCGCUGGUUUGACUCGUCCUCAGAUGAACUUCGCUCACUGUUCUCGCUAAACUGAAGCGAAACUCGUUGUAGAGAAACUCCCUAAAAUCCAGCAGGGGGCAGUAGACAGAUUUUCCUGAGUGAAGUGGAGUGUGUGGAGCUCGGGGGCUAAAAUGAUUGUGCUCUACACACAAAAUCCUUCAUUUUACUUUUUUUGUGUUUGUUUUUUGAUAAAAUAAAAUUACACUCAGGCCAUUUAAUUUUUCUUCCAGUGAAGCAGAUUUUUUUUUUCUUUCGAGUUAAAAUAUUCGCAUUGUGCUAAAACGUGCUGAUUGGUCAGGGCGGCCCCCUCGACUAUGCCCGUUCCCAGAGCAGUGUGGUUGAACCACAGCACAAACAGAAGCCGGCUGUGAUUGAAGGCGACUGUAUCUAAAACUCUCUCCUGCUCGCUUCAUGAGUGAAAUCAAAGCUGCUGUACUCGUGGUGCACGCUCCUGUCACGUCUCUAAUACUUACAAAAAGGUAUUUUACUUCAGCUGAGCUUGUUUUAAAAAUAUUUGGAGAGAGAAAGUAGAAUUAUAUACACUCUCCUGCCCGUCUAUCAAAAAUGUUGACCCUGCAAAUUUUACAUUUUUGGCUGCAGCUCAAUGAAGUCUCCUUCAUUUUGGAUCGUCUCAGCACGACUCCCUACAAAGACGUUCUCUGACAGUGCCUUAUUCUCGAUUAGCCAAGUGACCAAUCACAGCAGAGACAGGUGACCAAUCACAGCAGGGCCAGAGGUUCUGUAUCAGUGAAGCCUGUGAGGAAAAUCCUGCAUUCUUUAACAUUAAACAUGUAGACGUAGUCUGCUGCAAAAUGAAACGAUGAAACUGUAAAUGAGCGUAUCGUGGGCACUUGCAGUGUGUUAGGAACCAUUUAUUAAUGUCUCCUUAUAAAUGUUUGACAGUGGACGAUAGACGAGAAGAUCUCAUCUUUCUUAUAUCCGUUUACUUGCCAACUGUUCCAUCUCUCCACAAAGUCAUUUUUGAAAGCACAGAUGAUGGUUUGUAAGUAAAACAUGAAGUUUGGGAUCCUAAAACUUCUGGAUUUUGAUGUUCUGAUUUUUGAUUGCACCAAAAUGUGAAAUAUGAGCACAUUUGCCUUUUUGUUUAACCACCAGUGCCCUUCUUAUUGUUUGGAUUUUCAUUUCAGAUCCAGUUUUUUUUCUUUAUCUCUCCUAAAAUAAGCUAGAAAAAAACAGACCUGGUUUGACAGAUUUAUGGAGCAGAUUCAACAAAGCUUUUAUCCCCCCGGGUUUGAUCUGGCACAGCGGACUCGACGAGGCCGCUCCUGAAAAAGUGCCAAGAAGACUUAACUUCUGACAUUCCUUUAGGAGGUCCAGCACAAGAGAAAAUAAGGGACGGUUUAUAUUUUUAUACGUAGGUUUAGCGGUGACGGAGUCAGUCGGCGAGGUGACGGUUUGUGUGUGUGUGUCCGGAUGAAAAUGAGCUUCUCAGGUCAUAAAAACUCCUCAGGGCUGUGAAAUAAUGGCAGAACCAAUUAGAAAACGCUGUAGAUGGUUCAGAGUUCCUUCAUACACGGUCACGUCUGUAUAUAUGAGCAACACUCGGCUGCAUGUGUAUAUUUUGAUUCAUUCAGCUGAAAAGUUCAGUGUCAAAAACAGGACUUUAGAAAAAAUGUGAGAACGGCUGCUUUCAGAGGGAAACCCUUCAGCUGGAUUUCAUCACACAAUGCUGUAUUUAACGGGUGGUUCAAAUCCACAAUGUGCACAUUUUCCUGUGGCCUGCGGUGCUCUUUAUCCACCAGCCAUGUUUUAGUCACAUGGCCAGUUUCCUUUCGGUCCACGGCAUCAUAGCAGAAAUAAACAUGUUAACAGCCUGCUGCAGAAAUGUUUCUGCCCUCUGUGGCUGUUUUCAUCCUUCAUAAGAACUGUACAGUGGGUUCACUUUUCCUUUAUGUCUGUUUAGAUUUGAUUGUGGCUUGAAAUUCGAAUUGUCCACCUUGGGAAGCUGUGGCUGACCGUUGUCUGUCUACAGCUCAGCUAAUUUGGAUCAUUUCUCUGUGUUCACACUGUUUUUGAGCCUUUUUGUGAUGCAGAUCAUCCAUCAGGUCUGUGCUGUGGUUACAGUCAUUGACAUGCUCGUGUUUUAUCAGCCUGUUACUUUGCAGUAAUAAGCAGCUGUAGGCAUGUCUGAGACCAAACUGAUAAAGGUGGAUGGAUAUCAGUGCAGGCCGGAGGAAGAACCUGUGAGUUUGUUUGAACUGCCCCUUUAAGCUGGUUGGUGUCUCCUGUGUUUCUCUGUAAGAUGAUGACUCAUGAGCACAAUUCAUUUCCUGCUGUGUUACAGGCAAAGCUUUUUCUGCCUUGUCCUACCAACUGUGGAUCCACUGUGGGGCUGUCAGAAUAUAAAAACUGGUUUUGAUCCCUCGACGUUCAGAAAAAGGGGACACAUAUUUAAAAUAAUGGCGCCUGAUUGUUGUUGAAUUAUUUGCAUGAGCUGCUUGUUGCUGCCUGAAAUUAAGUCGAAGUCACUGGAGACCAGACAACCUCUUUUUCUUUUUUUCUUUAAUGUAACAGAGACACUUUUAAAUGCUUCUUUGAUUUUCCAACCUUUGACUCAUUCUUCAUAAACUGCUGAAUAUGGAAACCACAACAAACAUCAGAAAGCAUUUGCAGGUUUAUUUUUGGUACAGCCAAACUUCUUCAACCUUGAGACUGUUGAGUUUUUACUUUGAUUUAAUAUAAUUUACAUGCUUGAGUUUAAAAAAAACAAAACUGAGCAGCACGUCAGUUUACUCAACGAGUGAUUCAUGGAUAAAUCCAUACACUCAAAAUGAGGCUCUCUUUAAUCUCUACAUUUGUUUUGUGAACAUUUCUUUCUUUAACGUUUUGUUUCGUGCUGGUUUUAUAUAACUAGCUGUUUAAUUUCACUCAAUAUUCAAGCACAAACAUUUUUUGGGUCAAAUAAAGACCAGAAUUGGAUUCCUGGAAAAAAGUGAACAAACGAA